Molecule: messenger RNA, 4818 nt
Organism: Macrosteles quadrilineatus (aster leafhopper)
Lineage: Eukaryota; Metazoa; Arthropoda; Insecta; Hemiptera; Cicadellidae
Product: OTU domain-containing protein 5-A-like
Exons: 9
Coding region: 140-1549 (469 amino acids)
Biological process (GO): protein deubiquitination
Molecular function (GO): cysteine-type deubiquitinase activity; K63-linked deubiquitinase activity
Source: RefSeq, a predicted model, not a curated record
CCAUCUGCAUGGAUCAUGUCAUGGUAGAUGGACUUUAGUUUCAUUUGUACCUAUUUUUAAGUGUUGAUAAAACUCUUGUGUAUUCAGAAGAAAUCUGUGUAUUAAUUUGUGGGAUGUACAUUCAGUUUAAUGAAUCAAGAUGACGAUUUUAUCUAAGAAAAAGGCCAUUCAGGGGAAAUCAGAAGUAGAAUCUCCAGAAACUACAACUCACCACAAUGGAUCUCAUUCUCAUGGAAUUUCCCUAGGAUCCUUACCCAGUCACCCACAAAUAAAUGAAAGAAAUCGAGAAGAGCGAUUGAACUCACCUCAUAGUUGGCCUAGAGAAGAAAAAAGAGCUUCUCAUGUACAAGACUAUGAUAGCCAUGAAAGUGGGCCCAGCCACAGUAAGAGGCGCCACCGUUCCAGCCCACACAGGACUACUCGUAGCAGCAAGUUGCGAGAGAGAGAAAGAGCAUCUCCUGGUAGCUCCCCUAAAGCAGGCCCCUCCUGUGACGACAACUCUGGCUACAACAGUGGAGAUGAGUAUGACUCUCGUCGGCUUGGUGAGAUUACCGAAGCUGAAUGGGUGGAGAAAGAUAGACUGUUUGAGAAGAAGAUGCGCAAACGAGGACUGAUUGUGAAGGCUAUGGGAGAAGAUGGAGCUUGCUUGUUCAGAGCAGUUGCAGAUCAGGUCUAUGGAGAUCAGGAGAUGCACGCAGUUGUUCGUAAACAUUGUAUGGACUAUAUCGCUGCCAAUGGUGACUACUUUUCUCAAUAUGUAACAGAAGACUUCUCUAACUACGUCAAUAGGAAACGCAUGGAUUGUACCCAUGGAAACCACAUAGAAAUGCAAGCCAUGAGCGAAAUGUACAACCGUACUAUCGAAGUAUUUUGCUAUGGAAAAGAUCCCAUUAACAUUUUCCAUGGAGUUAAUAAGACGGACAACGAGCCAAUCCGUCUGUCAUAUCAACGUAACAGCCACUACAACAGUAUUGUAGAUCCUCACAAAGCCACCAUCGGUGUAGGCCUCGGACUGCCAAACUUCAGUCCAGGAGGAGCUGAGAAGAGUCUCAUCAAAGAUGCCAUACGUCAGAGCGAAGACUUCCAUAUUGAACAGGCUAUGUUGGAAGACAAGCUACGAGCUACUGACUGGGAAGCUACCAAUGAGGCUAUAGAAGAGCAAGUAGCACGUGACAGCUACCUGCAGUGGCUGCGGGAUUCUGAGAAACGAGACAAAGCUCUAGCCAGAUCCUCCACGGCCACAUCUACAUCGGCUACAGUCACUUGUCCCUCGCCUCGCAGUCCUCGCUCCCGUCACAACAGUCCUAAACAUGACGGUGGAGAGUGCAGUCAGUCUUUCAAUCUCAUAGAGUCUGCCUCCUUUCUUAACAUUGUACCCCCGAGCAUGUUUGGACUGUCAGAGUGGGAGGACGCUGGUAUUGUCGCGCAGGUAUUGGCUGCAUCACAACAAGAAUACCUGGACAAUCUCAAGAAAGCCAGGGACGCCAACAACGCACAAGAGGCAGGCACGAGUGUCGUUGACCACCUUCAACCCUCCACUUCCAGUUAACCAACCACCUAACAUACCUUUGUCAGUCGCAAUAAUUUGUUUUCAACUUCUUUAUGAAAUUGCCAUUUGAAAAAUAUUUUAAAUAACUAUGGCAGUUAGGAUCAUAUCAAAAAUAUGGAAAUUGCAAUUUUUUUACUUUAAGUGUGUGAAACAAGUAAUCCAGAUUUCUUUCCACUUGGUCCUUUGUAAAGUUAUAAAUACACCUUCCAGUGGGUGUAAAAGUGAAUUGUGGAAAAUGUUUUAAACAUAGUUACUUAUGUUAGUGUUUUAUGUUUACAAUUUUUUAAACAUUUUGGAUGCUUCAAAAUAAUUUAAUUUGGUUUUCAGAGGUGAGAAGUUAUUGGGUUUUUAAUAACUCUAAAUUUUAAAUUAGUAACUGAAAUGUCGAGUUGGUAAAAGCUAUGAGUGUAGAUAAAAACAUGAUUUUCCAAAAUAAGAUAAUCUAGAACUACAGGAACUCUGUAAAUAUGUAAAUAUAGGAGUACGAAACACCAAAUUAAUGUUUAAAACAUAACCCUAACCAAUUUAGUCAAUAAGAACAUUCAAACAGUGGCAGUAAAGUUUUCAUACUAUAGUAUAAUGUAAAGUACAUUUUGUUCUUAGAAUAUUUAAAACAAUUACACAAAACUUAUUAUUCUUGUUUUGUAAGUUUUGAUCUGUUUUGAAGUUAUCAAGCUUUUCCCACUACUUUCUCGCCUCUACCUUUAUUCAAUACUUCAAUUGCUUUUGUGUUAGUUUAAGAUUACCUAUCUCAUCUGGAUAGAAAAGAGAUUUUUUUAAGUGGAUCAAUGGGUUUUAUGUGUUUCUCACUUGUGAUAUAGCUAUAAUCAUUUUCUUAGACUGUUCAGCCAGGGCCGGAUCUCCCAAUAGGCCCGGGCCUAGGGUGCAAGCUCCCUGGGGGCGCAUCCCUGGACUCCUCAUCCCAUUUUAAAUUUUGAAGCUUGUUUUUCGUGUCUAGUUCAUGUACGUCUACACUGGAUCACUGGGGUUAGAUGAAAUUUUGUUUCUUUUAUUUUAGAGUUAUUUUCAUGAUUUGUGCUAGACUAUUAAUUUGGUUAUAUAACUAGGAGAUUAGUUAUUGUUUAUGAUUAUAUUGUUUUAUUUGGUUAAAUGAGGUUUUAAAUGACUGAAAUAACAAGAAACAAAUUGUAAACAAAGCACAACCUCUAUAGUUGGACGUACAGAACUAACAAUAAAAUUGGCUUCAGCUGUUCCAUUAGGAUGACAAAUCUACUAAGGGAGUAUGUUUUAUCCAUGCUAAAACGUUCCAAUUUUGAAGCUCCUUUGAACAAAUAAUUAAUGAGAAAUAAUUAAUUAAUUAAUAAUUAAUUGAUGGUAAAGUUAAUCAAUUUUUCAACGUACUUUACAACAUGAAACACAGGAGAAGGCUGUAGUAGGAUGUUGUCUAGUAUUACGUAUCGUCUUGCUACUGCUACUUUGCUGGCACGGCUCUGGUGCUACGGCUAAAAAAGUGAGUAGGGGCGCUUGCGCGGGACAAUGUGUUAUUGUAUCUAGACACUGUUACCAACCUUGACCUAGCAAAACGAAAGUUAUCAAGAAAUAUUUUGAUUAGCUUAAAAUAACCUGCAGUAUCAAGCUAAAAUACUGUAUAUAAUACAGAUUUUUUAGAUCCUUUAAAAUUAACGAAAAAAUAGAUUGAGAUUGCAAUAGGUUUUAGACAGAUUCAAUACCCUCCAAAAGCGCCAUUUAAUUCUGCCUUUCUUUCCUCAGGCAGAAUCGGUGUGGUUAGCCGGAGGAUAUUGCUUUGUUUUGCAUGGUGAAUAUAAUUUAGUUGCAGUAUCACGAUUGACUUAACCAACACAAGUGUAGACUUCUCAUUACAUUGUAAAAUCUAAACAUUAUUUUUCAUGUCUAGUUCAUGUUGGUGACAUUGGGCGCUUGUGUCGACGAAAUUUUGUUUAUAUUAUUUUAGGAUUAUUUUAUGAUUUGUUUUUGAUUCUCUUGUAAUAGGGGACGACCCAUUGUUUUUGAUUAGGGCCUAAAUAGUUUUAUUUGGUAAAACAAGGUUUUAAAUAACAUCUGAAAUAACAAGAUAUUGUCUUCAACUGAUGCAUAAGUCUGACAAAUCUACUAAGAGCGGGUGGUAUCACGUACUAUAUGGAGUUAAUGUUUGUGCCUGAAAUUUGAAGAAACUACGGCAGCAGCAAUGGUCAAGCUUUGUUGCAGCUGGUUAGAUAGUUUUGUUUCAGUCCCACAAACGUGAGCUCACUGUUUGAUACAUAAAACUGCUAAACGUGAUUAAGGCGACAUUUUGUGAAAGCCAGAACCAAGUAAAUUCUUCAAAGAGCUUGCAAUGUGAAAAUUGUAUUGUGGAAUGGUGUUUUGGAAAGUAAAUUUAACUAGAUUUAGAGGCGGAAAAACUAUUGGGCCUAUGGGCACCAAAACGCUAUAUCCGGCCCUGUUUUCAGCAGUACAUUAGUUCAAUUUGAUCAAGAUAUUUUGUGAUACUUUUAAAGCAACUAUUUUUUUUUAUCUGAUCAAUUUAGGAGUUGAAUAUUGAACGUGUUGGUAACUGCACAAUCAAAAUGUGGUUUUAUAUAAUUAUAGUCUGAUACAUGCUUGUCAGUCUGGUAUGUCUUAUUAGUUUUCUUUGUUAACUAAGUCAAAAUAUUUAAUUUUGUUAGACACAUUUUAGUUUUAUAGCUUUUUUCGUGCAUGUACACAAAUCAACUUGUUUCUUAGUUUCAAAUCUGGAUUAAAGAUCCUUGGAAUUGUUACACGCAAAUAAUUUUACAGACUUCUAAGAUGUAUUAAGAAAGUAUGACAGCUGUGAUUGUUUUAUCUUUGUGUUGUUGUUAAGUGUUUUGUAAAUAUUAAAUGAAUCAAUUUGUAUGAAAUUACAAAUCAAAUUGUAAAUUCUAUUAUAAGUGUGUGAGAUACAUAUUUCAUGAUUAAGUUACAUGCAAUAUGAGGUUUAAUUAAUGAUUUUAAAUAAAAAGUGCUUGUGUUGAGACUUCCUCGGAAUUUACAUCUUUUGUGUAGUCAUUCAAGAAAAUAUAUUCAUUCCUAUGACAACUAUGGUAAACGAUUGAGGUACUUUUUAUUGAUGCGUUUUUAUUUGUUAUUUUAAAAAAAUGUUUAUUAUUUGGCUAUUGUCCUUAAAACUGCAGACAAAUUUUAUAAUAUUAGGUAGGCCUAGUUGUCAUGAUCAGUAAAUGAAAAAGCUUAUCACAAUAAGAGUUAUUCUUACUGAACUUUUCUUGUCUGUUAUUAUUACAUAUUGUUAUACUAAUAAACCAUCUCCUUGA